Messenger RNA from Oryza brachyantha (malo sina), 2104 nucleotides. RefSeq names its product scarecrow-like protein 3. Gene Ontology annotation, biological process: regulation of DNA-templated transcription. Lineage: Eukaryota; Viridiplantae; Streptophyta; Magnoliopsida; Poales; Poaceae. The record is from RefSeq and is a predicted model, not a curated record. Gene Ontology annotation, cellular component: nucleus. The transcript has 2 exons. Gene Ontology annotation, molecular function: DNA-binding transcription factor activity; sequence-specific DNA binding. The coding region runs from base 484 to 1809 and encodes 441 amino acids.
UGGAGACAAGCGCGAUCCGGACAAAAAAAGCCUCCUCCGCUUCUUGUCGCCACCGCGGCCGCGCGCCCCCAAAAAGUCUCCAAAGCCAAGCCAAGCCGAGCGCCACCACCACGUCUCCCCCGCCCCUCUUCUCCUUUCACCUGCUCUCAGGCCUCCGCCUCUUUAUAUCUGCAAUUCUGCUUCGUCUGCCCUCUGAGAUCCUCUCCUCCUUUUUUUCCCCCUCUCUAUCUGCUGCUGCUGGUGGAUCAUCUCCUUGAGCUUGAGGCGCAGCCUUUUGCAGGUUCACUCGCGCGCGGUCGCGGCCCCACCGUUGUCACCUCAGCCUCUGACGCCGGUGUCAGGCGAGACGACGACGACGACGACAGCAAGAAACCUCAAAUGCGCCCGUGCUAAGCUAGAGUUGGCCAGGCGUAGAAUCGGAUCAAAGAUUGCAGCUUUGUGGUGGAGUAUAUCAAGGUCUGAGCCGCAGCGCUGGCGAGGCUGAUGGUCCAGGACGAAGGCUCCUCGUCGUCGGUGACAUCUUCCCCGCUGCAGAACUUCUCCAACAUGCCGCUCCACCCUGCCGCGGCCUCCCCGACGCCGCCAUGGAUGAUGCGGGAGCUGCGCUCCGACGAGCGGGGACUCUGCCUCAUUCAUCUCCUCCUCAACUGCGCCGCCGCCGCCGCGGCGGGGCGGCUUGAUGCUGCCAACGCCGCGCUCGAGCACAUCGCGUCGCUCGCGGCGCCCGACGGGGAUGCCAUGCAGCGCGUGGCGGCCGCCUUCGCGGAGGCGCUGGCGCGGCGCGCGCUCCGGGCGUGGCCCGGGCUGUGCCGGGCGCUGCUCCUGCCCCGCUCGUCGCCCACGCCGGCCGAGGUCGCCGCCGCGCGCCGGCACUUCCUCGACCUCUGCCCGUUCCUCCGCCUCGCCGGGGCCGCCGCCAACCAGUCCAUACUUGAGGCCAUGGAGUCCGAGAAGAUCGUUCAUGUCAUCGACCUCGGCGGCGCCGACGCCACGCAAUGGCUCGAGCUCCUCCACCUCCUCGCCGCGCGCCCCGAGGGCCCGCCACACCUGCGCCUGACGUCCGUCCACGAGCACAAGGACCUCCUCUCCCAGACAGCCAUGGCGCUCACGAAAGAAGCCGAGCGCCUCGACGUGCCGUUCCAGUUCAACCCGGUGGUGUCCCGCCUCGACGCCCUCGACGUGGAGUCCCUCCGCGUGAAGACCGGCGAGGCACUGGCCAUCUGCUCCAGCCUCCAGCUGCACUGCCUCCUGGCGUCCGACGACGACGCCACCGCGGGCGCGGCCACCGACAAGGACAGGCGAAGCCCGGAGUCCGGGCUCUCCCCGUCGACGUCCCGCGCGGACGCGUUCCUGGGCGCGCUGUGGGGGCUGUCGCCGAAGGUCAUGGUGGUGACGGAGCAGGAGGCGAGCCACAACGCGGCGGGGCUGACGGAGCGGUUCGUGGAGGCGCUCAACUACUACGCCGCGCUCUUCGACUGCCUCGAGGUGGGCGCGGCGCGCGGGUCGGUGGAGCGCGCCCGCGUCGAGCGGUGGCUGCUCGGGGAGGAGAUCAAGAACAUCGUGGCGUGCGACGGCGCCGAGCGGCGGGAGCGGCACGAGCGGCUGGAGCGGUGGGCGCGGCGGCUGGAGGGCGCCGGCUUCGGCCGCGUGCCGCUCAGCUACUACGCGCUGCUGCAGGCGCGGCGCGUGGCGCAGGGGCUCGGCUGCGACGGCUUCAAGGUCCGGGAGGAGAAAGGCAACUUCUUCCUCUGCUGGCAAGACCGCGCCCUCUUCUCCGUCUCCGCCUGGCGCGGCCGCCGCUUCGACUGACCACCGCUCGCCGCCGUUCCGCCUUCCCGUAUUUGUGCGAAGGAGACGCCGGGCCUACAUUUCGCUCGCUCACUGCUGCUGCUGCUGCUCAUGAACAUUCAUCGUUAAGCUAGUCUUUAAUCUUCUUUUCUCUUUUUUUAACUGUUUAGUUCCUUCUUCUUUUGUAUCAUCUGGCUUAGGUCCAGAUGAAUUCGAUGUCGCCGUGUUGUUCUGUUCAUAGUGUAAUCUCUCCAUUUUGGUUGAAAUGCAUAUUUUUUACCUAGGAAUCAAAUCAAGUUUAAGCGCGCAACUCCCU